AUGGAGCUAACUAUUCUUCUUUGCGCUCUAUUUCUAGUUUUGCCUUUACUUGUUACUAAAUGGUAUAAAGAGUGUAAUAGUAAGAAAAAAUUACCUCCAGGCCCUUGGAAACUACCAUUCAUUGGAAACUUGCAUCAUUUUAUUGAUUGGCAAUCAUCUGAGUUACUACCUCAUCGCACUCUUGCUAAAUUAGCAUCAAAACAUGGAGGUUUAAUGCACAUGAAACUCGGUGAACGCGAAGCCAUUGUUGUAUCAUCACCUCAAAUGGUUAGAGAAGUGAUGAGAAAACAUGAUCUCAUCUUCUCUAAUCGGCCAACGCUUUUGGUUGGAACAGAAAUGUUUUAUGACCAUGCUGAUAUGGGAUUUUGUGACUACAAUGAUUUCUGGAGACAAAUGCGUAAAAUUUGUAAUCAGGAAUUACUUGGCCAUACAUAUAUUCAGUCAUUUUAUCCCAAUAUGAUGAAUGAGAUAACUAAUCUUGUUAGUUGUAUCAAAAGUUGUGCUUCUGAGGGUGGAGGUUCAAUCAACAUGACGGAAACGUUGUCUUUGUACACAAAUUCGAUUAUUUGCAAAGCAAGUGUAGGCAGGGCUUGUAAGAAUCAGGGGUCUUUGAUUGAGAUUAUGAGGAUAGUGUCUGCUUCAGCUGGAGUGUUUGAUCUCGCGGAUCUUUUUCCAUCGAUGAAGAUGAUUCAUUUCAUCAGUGGAUUAAAAUACAAACUGAGGAAAAUGCAUGAUGAGGUUGAUGUUGUUUUAGAAGAAAUUAUCGAUGAACAUGAAUCCCAAAACAGUGAGACCUCAGAAAAAGAUAUAGUUGAUGUUCUCUUAAGGCUUCAAAAGAGCCAAGAUUUUUCAAUUCCUAUCACCAGAGAUAAUAUCAAGGCUGUCAUCAUGGUAAGUUGA
Molecule: messenger RNA, 900 nt
Organism: Solanum lycopersicum (tomato)
Lineage: Eukaryota; Viridiplantae; Streptophyta; Magnoliopsida; Solanales; Solanaceae
Product: premnaspirodiene oxygenase-like
Molecular function (GO): heme binding; monooxygenase activity; oxidoreductase activity, acting on paired donors, with incorporation or reduction of molecular oxygen
Source: RefSeq, a predicted model, not a curated record